AUGGGCAAGAAGAGAGUUUUGGUCAGCUAUGGUGUCGACAUUGAUGCUGUCGCCGGGUGGCUUGGUUCUUACGGAGGUGAAGACUCGACCAGCGACAUCAGUAGAGGGAUAUUCGCCGGCACCGUCGGUGUGCAACGACUACUUAAGCUGUUCGACAAGUACAACAUCAAAGCAACAUGGUUCAUCCCUGGACACACGCUCGAGACAUUCCCCGAAGAUUGUGCAGCAAUCAGAGACAAAGACCACGAGAUUGGAUUGCACGGAUACAGUCAUGAGAACCCGAAUGACAUGACAAUCGACCAACAACGCGAUGUGCUGGACAAGACAUAUAAGAUGUUGACCGAGUUCUGCGGCAAGCCUCCGAAAGGCAGUGUCGCUCCGUGGUGGGAGACCAGCCGUGAAGGAGCAGAGUUGUUGCUUUCAUACGGCAUUGAGUACGACCACUCGAUGAGCCACGAAGAUUGCCAGAUGUACUGGCUGCGCACAGGUGACUCGUGGACCAAGAUCGACUACACCAAAAAGGCCGACGAAUGGAUGAAACCCCUAGUCAAGGGCGAAGAGACGGGCAUUGUCGAGAUCCCAGCCAACUGGUACAUCGACGACCUACCACCGAUGAUGUUCAUCAAGAAAGCAGCAAACAGCCACGGCUGGGUCAGCGCAAGAGAUGUCGAACAACUGUGGAUGGAUCACUUCGAUUACUUCUACCGCGAGCACGAUGAGUUUGUCUUCCCCAUGACGAUCCAUCCAGAUGUCAGUGGAAGGCCGCAUGUUUUGUUGAUGCACGAGAGGAUCAUUGAGCACAUCAACAAGCAUGAAGGUGUGGAAUGGGUCACGAUGGGUGAGAUGUCGGAUGAGUUCAAGAAGAAGAACUCGGCGCCGCCAAAUGCAUUGAUGCCGGCGACACCAGAAGAGGUGGAGGCGAUGCUGAAGAAGCAGAAGAAGUAG
Molecule: messenger RNA, 945 nt
Organism: Aureobasidium namibiae CBS 147.97
Lineage: Eukaryota; Fungi; Ascomycota; Dothideomycetes; Dothideales; Saccotheciaceae
Product: polysaccharide deacetylase
Exons: 4
Coding region: 1-945 (314 amino acids)
Biological process (GO): carbohydrate metabolic process
Molecular function (GO): hydrolase activity, acting on carbon-nitrogen (but not peptide) bonds
Source: RefSeq, a predicted model, not a curated record